GGCGAUGGUGGCGAGGAAGCCGUAGAUGUUGGAGGUGCCGAGGGAGACGGCGCGGCCGCCGUUGAGGUCAAUGGUGUCGAGGAAGCCGAGGGAGAGGGAUGAAGGGAGGAGUGAGGCUGACAUGUGGGGCCCGCGUGGGCCCUACCAUUUUUAAAUUAUUUUCUGUGUGAACUGACUUGUGGGCCCCACGGGUUUUAUUAUUUUUUCGAAUCGAAUUGCCACAUCAGCGCCACGUGAGUGCCAUGUCAGUUGAAGACGAGUCAAAUUAGCCAUAUAAGUGCCACAUCAGCCAAAACCGCCGAGGGAUCUAAUUUGUACCGGUUUUGAUAGUUGAGGGACGAAAAUCGGAUUCGUUGACAAGUUAAGGGACCUCAGAUGUACUUAUUCCUUUUUUUUUCCCAUCAGAGCUAUUAGUCGCCCCGCGGCCCAUCCCAGCCCAUUACACCCCAAACCACACCCCUCCUCCCUUCGCCCUCGCCUCUCAAACCUCGCCGCGACGCCGCCGCCCCCACCCCCGUCGGCUCGGCCUCGCCGCCGGUGGGGCUGUGCGCUCCUCUGCUCCGGCGGCGCAGCAGGGGCGGUGCAGGCGCGCGGCGGCACGGCCGCACGGCAGCGGUAGUCCUGCUCUUGGCUUCCCGCUUUCGGCGCAUUCGCUUGUGCGCAGAGAUGUUCGUGCUCAGCCAGAUCGAACACAACCUGCCGAUGCCGCCGCACCUGCUGAGCCGGCCACUCGUCGACGCCAUCAAGGCUGAGCUUGAGAGGCUCUUCCUCGACAAGGUCGUCGCGAACCUCGGGCUCUGCGUCUCCGUCUACGACAUCCGCUCCGUCGAAGGAGGCUUCAUCUUUCCAGGAGAGGGCUGCUCCACUUACAAAGUUUCCUUUAGGUUGCUGAUGUUCAGGCCCUUCGUUGGGGAGGUUCUUGUCGGGAAGAUCAGUGGAUAUGAUGAAAAGGGUCUGCAUGUUUCACUUGAUUUCUUCAGUGAUAUAAGCAUUCCCGGGCACUUGAUGCAGUAUGGCACGGCUAGGGCGCUAGAUGGUAGGUGGAUGCUGAAGACUGAAGAUGGUGAUGAGCUCUAUCUUGAUUUAGAUGAUGAGAUACGAUUCUUGGUAUCUAGCAUAAAAUACCCGCCUAUCCCAGUCGAGCAAAAGGAGACUGACAGGGCAUUUGCUCCAAUGCAAAUUAUUGGAAGCAUUAAAGGAGACGGUCUUGGUCUUCUUGCUUGGUGGGCUGCAGAUGAAGAGGAAGGAGAGGCCGAGGCCGAGGCAGAGGAAUAGUCCCAAGCUACUCCUUUCUCUAGUUUGCUGUUUUUGUGCAGUAAGAGAUUUAUAGGAUUUUUUAGCUAGAAUGUCAGUAAUUUAUAUUCUGUGGUAUCUGCAACUUGGUCAUCUUCUGUUAGGAGCCUGUUCCGUUGCUGUGACAUAACUGAUGCUGACAGCCGCUAAUUUAUAACAGUACCAAUGAACAGAAGAUCAUUUUUUUUACGUUAGGGCAUGCACUAAUUGAGCAGUUUCUGAACUGAACCCUUUUGUGUCAA
Oryza sativa Japonica Group (Japanese rice) is the source of this 1535-nucleotide messenger RNA. RefSeq names its product DNA-directed RNA polymerase III subunit RPC8. Gene Ontology annotation, cellular component: RNA polymerase III complex. Gene Ontology annotation, biological process: DNA-templated transcription; transcription initiation at RNA polymerase III promoter. The record is from RefSeq and is a predicted model, not a curated record. NCBI's taxonomy places the organism in Eukaryota, Viridiplantae, Streptophyta, Magnoliopsida, Poales, Poaceae.